This is a messenger RNA of Salvia miltiorrhiza (redroot sage), 1387 nucleotides long. RefSeq names its product bZIP transcription factor 60. Lineage: Eukaryota; Viridiplantae; Streptophyta; Magnoliopsida; Lamiales; Lamiaceae. The transcript has 3 exons. Gene Ontology annotation, biological process: regulation of DNA-templated transcription. The record is from RefSeq and is a predicted model, not a curated record. The coding region runs from base 212 to 1195 and encodes 327 amino acids. Gene Ontology annotation, molecular function: DNA-binding transcription factor activity.
GACGGUUCAGAUCACCCGCCACCUCUCCUUAACCGCGAAGGCAGCAGAAAUAUCCACGCAGUUGCGCUCCCGCUCCGCCGGGCUCCAUAAAACCUGCAGAAAUCAUCUCUUUCAUCUUUGUAAAUUCCGUCUUCUACAGUUCCACCGUCAACGUUCAUUUUUCUUUUCUUUUUCGAUUUGUUGUUAUUCUGUUCUGUUCAGUUUAGGGUUAAUGGUUGAUCGCGGAGUUCUGGGAGAUGAACUGAACAUCGAUUGGGAUAAUCUUUUGGAAAAUUUGCCCGAUGACCUCUGCUUCGAUUUAGGCAACCUUCCGCCGGCGGAUGGGUUGUCUACGUCACCAGAUUCCGGCUGUUCUCUGUCGAUCGAUGACAUAGAGCAGUAUCUCUUGAACGAUGAGUCCUACAAGCCGGCGGAUGAGAAAGAUGGUUUAGCCGAUGAGUUUGUUGCGGACGUGCUUCUCGAUUGUUUUCCCGGGUCGGAGUCGGAUUCGGAUCGGGUCAAGGACUCUUCGGCCAGUCCAGAGUUGGUGGACGUUGUGAAUUGCGAGGAGGAGAAAGAGCGGGAGAAGCCCCAAGAGAAUGGCGCGGAUGGUAUGCAGACGGGGGAGAAUUGCGCCGCGGACGAUGAUGGUGAUGCCGAUGAUCCCGAUGCGAAGAAACUAAAGAGGCAAUUGAGAAAUAGGGAUGCAGCCGUUAGAUCGAGGGAAAGGAAGAAGAUGCUUGUGCGCGAUCUUGAGAUGAAGAGCAAGUACUAUGAAGCAGAAUGCAAGCGGCUUGGGAUUUUGCUCCAGUGCUGUCUCGCUGAGAAUCAAGCUCUACGGCUAUCGUUGCACAGUGGUCAGGCAUUUGAUGCAUCCAGGACCAAGCAGGAGUCUGCUGUGCUCUUGUUGGAAUCCCUGCUGUUGGGUUCCCUGCUUGGGUUCCUGGGCAUCAUAUACCUGUUAAUCCUGCCCAGCCAGCUCCUAUCAGCUCUGGAAGUGAGUCUUCUGCAAAACGUCAACAACACAGAGCGGAGAAGCGUGGCUCGAAGAGAAGCAGGAAAUGAGGAUUACAGCUCUAUGUUCCAUUCGUUUAUGAUGAGCAAGAGAUGCAAAGCUUCGAGAUCAAGAAUGAAGGUGAGGCUAUUUAGCAGCAGAGGUGAUGCAGCCAGCACUGUAUCUGGUUUCUUGCUAGUUGGUCAUCACUUAUUUCUCUAGGUUGAGAGAGUGGAGUGGAAUACAGGUGUUUUCACUUUGUUUGCUCUCUUUCUUUUGUUGCUUAUUACUACUUCUUCUUCUUUCUUAAUUUUAUUUUAUUUUUUUGGGUUUCCUACAAGAACUACUAUGACUCUUUGGGUUUUUUGGCUGUGUUGAUUACUAGAAUAAUAAGUGGUUUAUCUUAUUUCGCAA